AUGUGCCAUCCUGACAAGCCUUUUACUUCUGAUAAGCUCCGAUGUGUGUUUAAUGAAUACAAAGCCGCGGUCUGGGUGCCGCCUCGGCUGCGGCCGCUCUCCUGCGCUCCUUUGCCAGAAGAUCGGACUGAGAAGCACUCCACGAUGCCAGACUCACCUGUGGAUGUGAAGACCCCGUCUAGGCUGACUCCUCCCACGAUGCCACCUCCCCCAACAACUCAAGGAGCUCCCAGAACCAGUUCAUUUACACCAACAACGUUAACUAAUGGCACGAGCCAUUCACCCACAGCCUUGAAUGGCGCCCCCUCACCGCCCAAUGGCUUUAGCAAUGGGCCUUCCUCUUCUUCCUCUUCUUCUCUGGCUAAUCAACAGCUGCCCCCAGCCUGUGGCGCCAGGCAGCUCAGCAAGCUGAAACGGUUCCUCACUACCUUGCAGCAGUUUGGCAAUGACAUUUCACCGGAAAUAGGAGAGAGAGUCCGCACCCUCGUACUAGGACUGGUGAACUCUACUUUGACAAUUGAAGAAUUUCAUUCCAAACUGCAAGAAGCUACGAACUUCCCACUGCGACCUUUUGUCAUCCCAUUUUUGAAGGCCAACUUGCCUCUUCUGCAGCGUGAGCUCCUCCACUGCGCAAGGCUGGCCAAACAAAACCCUGCCCAGUACCUCGCCCAGCAUGAACAGCUGCUUCUGGAUGCCAGCACCACCUCACCUGUUGACUCCUCAGAGCUGCUUCUCGAUGUGAACGAAAACGGGAAGAGGCGAACUCCAGACAGAACCAAAGAAAAUGGCUUUGACAGAGAGCCUUUGCACUCAGAACAUCCAAGCAAGCGACCAUGCACUAUUAGCCCAGGCCAGCGGUACAGUCCAAAUAAUGGCUUAUCCUACCAGCCCAAUGGCCUGCCUCACCCCACCCCUCCUCCACCUCAGCAUUACCGUUUGGAUGAUAUGGCCAUUGCCCACCACUACAGGGACUCCUAUCGACACCCCAGCCACAGGGACCUCAGGGACAGAAACAGACCUAUGGGGUUGCAUGGCACACGUCAAGAAGAAAUGAUUGAUCACAGACUGACAGACAGAGAAUGGGCAGAGGAAUGGAAACAUCUUGACCAUCUGUUAAACUGCAUAAUGGACAUGGUAGAAAAAACAAGGCGAUCUCUCACUGUACUAAGGCGAUGUCAGGAAGCAGACCGGGAGGAAUUGAAUUACUGGAUCCGGCGGUACAGCGAUGCCGAGGACUUAAAAAAGGGCGGCAGCGGUAGCAGCAGCCACUCCAGGCAGCAGAGUCCUGUCAAUCCAGACCCAGUGGCGUUAGAUGCACAUCGGGAAUUCCUUCACAGGCCUGCUUCUGGAUAUGUGCCAGAGGAGAUCUGGAAGAAAGCUGAGGAGGCGGUCAACGAGGUGAAGCGGCAGGCGAUGACCGAGCUGCAGAAGGCCGUGUCCGAGGCCGAGCGGAAGGCGCACGAUAUGAUCACCUCGGAGCGCGCCAAGAUGGAGCGCACGGUGGCCGAGGCCAAGCGGCAGGCGGCGGAGGACGCUCUCGCUGUCAUCAACCAGCAGGAAGAUUCCAGCGAGAGUUGCUGGAAUUGUGGCCGUAAAGCGAGUGAAACCUGCAGCGGCUGUAACACAGCCCGAUACUGUGGCUCGUUUUGCCAGCACAAAGACUGGGAGAAGCACCACCACAUCUGUGGACAGACCCUGCAAGCCCAGCAGCAGGGGGAUACGCCUGCUGUCAGCUCCUCCGUCACGCCUAACAGCGGGGCUGGGAGCCCGAUGGACACACCACCAGCAGCCACCCCGAGGUCGACCACCCCGGGGACCCCUUCCACCAUAGAGACAACCCCUCGCUAGAUGUGCACUCAGAACUGUCAGAGGAAAGACAACACAACCAACGUGAAACCAAUUCCUCAUCCUCAGAUGCUCAAAGUUGUUUUUUGUUUGUUUGUUUGUUUAUAGAUGAACUAUCCUGGUUCAGUACUUCAGCAAGAGAGAACCUAACUGUAUCUUGAGGCGAUAGUAAAACAGAGGGCCAGUAACGGGUCGUAAUGACUUACUGUGGAUAACAAAGAUUUCUUUUCCUUAGAGAACUGAAAAGAGAGCAGAAAAUAUAACAAGAAAUGAUAGAUUUGACCUCCUCCUUGUUAUUUUCCAGUAGCUGGGAUUUUAAACUAGAUGACCUCAUUAACCGAUGCUUUACCAAACAGCAAACCAAGAGAUUGCUAAUUGCUGUUGAAAGCAAAAAUGCUAACAUUAAAAGUCACAAUGUUCUUUAUAUACAGUAAUGGAAAAAAAGAGGAAAACCCUCAAGGGCAUGAGCAUUGGCUACAGCAGUAGACAUUUUAACAAGAAGAUGAAUGGCGUCCGUGGGUUGCUAACUGAACUUUGAAGACCCGCCACAAAACGCACAGAUGUGUAGCAUAUUGGAAGGAGACACAGAUGUUCGGUUUUUUUCCUGUUUCUGAAAAGAAAUAAUAUCCAGGUCAACAGAAGGAAAAAUGAAAGAUGAUUUGCAGUGGGAUAUGUGAAUACAGCAGCAAGAAAAAAAUGCCAUAACACAGAAGGCUCCUUUAUAUAUAUAUACACACACACACAGAAGUAAGAGACUCAGCCUGCAGUUAUUAGCAUCCUGGCAGCUUUGACACCAGCCAGCUGCCCUAAACAGCCCUCAACGUUUCUUCACUUUUGCAAGGUUCCACAGAGCAAGACAUUGGGUCUAUUCCAGCUCAUUCAUUUUAUAUUGAAAAAUAAUUUUUAAAAAAUGAUGGCUCCAGCUCCAGCCCCUUUCUAAAUUUUUUCAACCCCACCCUAUUUGGAUUUUUAAUUAAAAACUAGUAGUUCUCUUGGUGUUAAAACACUUCUGUCCUGUGAGGUUUCCCAAUGGUGUUUUUCUUGUAAACGUGCUGGACGACUGUGAAGACGCGUUGUAGUUUAACCACGUGCCCACAUUUAGUCUCUUUAUUCCUAGUUGGUGAGAAACCUGUAUCUUUCUAUGCUGCUUUUAUAUCUGUAUGUAUUAGUGGUAUUUCUCUAGUAGUUCAAAAAAAACAAAAACAAAAAAGGAAAAAAAAGACUUUUUUUGGUUGUCCUCAAGAAAAGAAAGAAAAAGGCUAUCUUUCGGAGCUGCUAUUUCAUUCUCUUAUAGAAUUUUUUUUUUUUCCUGAAAACCAGCAUGCUUCAUGGAAUGCUAACAUAUUGGUGUUUUUGUAAGAGGGAUGUACAUAAAUGUAUUUUGCACUGUCACAAUGACUCCCUAGGCAUGCUUUUUUUUUUUUUUUUUUGAGCAAACUCUUUUUAAAUAUGCUAGAGCCAUUUCACCAAGUUUAGCUGUAGCAUAGAGUAGUAGUGGAAUUUUUCUUUUUUCUUUUUUCGUUGAAAAAUCAUUAUUAGGGACUUUAAAAAAAAUAACAAGAUAUCCUACUUUUAAAAAAAAGACAGUGCAUGCGUAUUGCUGUAAGGUUGUUUAAGUAUUUCUAAUUUUACAAAAAAAAAAAAAAAAAGAUAAA
Molecule: messenger RNA, 3500 nt
Organism: Balaenoptera musculus (blue whale)
Lineage: Eukaryota; Metazoa; Chordata; Mammalia; Artiodactyla; Balaenopteridae
Gene: RUNX1T1
Product: RUNX1 partner transcriptional co-repressor 1
Biological process (GO): negative regulation of DNA-templated transcription; DNA-templated transcription
Cellular component (GO): nucleus
Molecular function (GO): transcription corepressor activity
Source: RefSeq, a predicted model, not a curated record